CAGCGCUUUCCGCUUCAAAUUGAAACUCACAGAGAAAAGAAACAAACAUUUUAUACCUGCUUCUCCUCUCCUUUGCUUCGUCAAUACCCAAAAAUCCCAUUAACGAAAAUUCAAUUACAAACCAGCCAAGAUAAUGAAGCAAAAGAUAGUGAUAAAGUUUUCUCUGAGCAGCCAAAAGUCUCGUUCUAAAGCCAUGAAAAUUGCGGUCGGAGUAGCUGGCGUGGAAUCCGCAGCAUUAGGAGGCCAAGACAAGAGUCAGAUAGAGGUAAUAGGAGACGGAGUUGAUGCUGUACAGCUUACAACUCUGCUACGAAAGCACGUCGGCUACUCGGAGAUUAUGAGCGUGAGCGCUGUAGAACAAAAGAAAGAUGAGAAGAAAGAAGACAAGAAAGAGGAAGCAAAAGUGCAGCAAUUAGUAUGGCCCAAUACAGCUAGUCAAUUUGUUUAUGCAAUUCCUCAAUACCAUCAAUACCAGCAACACCCUGACCCCAAUUCUUGUUCUAUCAUGUAAUUUUAUAAAAACAGAGCAAAACAGAGGAUUUUGAUUGAGUGCAAAACGUUCCAAUUUGAAAAGCUAAGAUUUUAUUCAAUUGGAAGCGUUUAGAUGGGAGACUUAUUUUACUGUAUACAAGAGUUGUGUUUAGGGUGUGUUUGUUCUCUCUCAGUACCAAAAGAAAAAAGAAAAAAAGUUUAAUAUAUAUGUUUUUUUUUAAACAA
Messenger RNA from Jatropha curcas, 717 nucleotides. RefSeq names its product heavy metal-associated isoprenylated plant protein 16. NCBI's taxonomy places the organism in Eukaryota, Viridiplantae, Streptophyta, Magnoliopsida, Malpighiales, Euphorbiaceae. The record is from RefSeq and is a predicted model, not a curated record.